Henningerozyma blattae CBS 6284 is the source of this 2604-nucleotide messenger RNA. RefSeq lists its product as uncharacterized. Lineage: Eukaryota; Fungi; Ascomycota; Saccharomycetes; Saccharomycetales; Saccharomycetaceae. The transcript has a single exon. The coding region runs from base 1 to 2604 and encodes 867 amino acids. The record is from RefSeq and is a predicted model, not a curated record.
AUGAUAUCUGGUACUGCGGCUAUUUUUCCAGAAGCCAAAUUAAUAUUUUGGCUAAAAUGGGGUGUUUUUCUCAUCAUUCUGUUUCGUUUAGUAGCUAAUUUAUUUUUUUUUGAAUAUAAUAAUGCAAUUCGGUUGAUUCUAUAUCCUUCUACUCUUACUUCCAGUUUCUAUUUUAACACUGAUUUAAAAUUAUUGAAGAAUGAUACUAUCCGAAGCAUUAAAGACAUCUCUCAAAAAGUGUUUACAGAGUGUAUUGAAAAUCAUUUAAAUCUGGUAAACAAUAGUUCAACUGCUACAAAUUACCAUGUUAAAGAGAGUUUUAAUAAAAAUAAUAUUUAUAAUAUUAUUGGGAUUUGUUUUCUUCAAUCAAAAGGAGUUACAACAGAUAUGAUGAAAAAUACCUCUUCAAAUCCAACAAAAACAAAAAAAUUUAAACUUCUUAUGUUUUGUAUGCUAUUUGCAUCAAUUCUUCCACUUUUGGAAUAUAUCUACUUUAAAAUAACAAAAAUUAAAAAUGAAGUAAGCUUCAAGAAGGAAAUAAAGCAGAAAAAAGAAGAUAAGUCUCAGCUUCAAAUGGAAUCAACUAGUAGAAAUGUUGAGUUAGAUGGAAUUUUUAAAGAGCCUGAUUUAUCCAAAAUAAAAACUGUAAUUGAUACACAAAACGAAAGGGAAACAGAAAACUUGCCACAAAAUCUAAAGAAGCAAAAUAUUGGUCUAGAAUCAACUAAUAGUAAAAAACAUGUAAAAACUUUCAAAGAUAAAAGUAUUAAUUCCAAAUCAGAACUUAACUUCUCACUUGCCUCGGAUAAUAGACAACGAUCAAAUGAAAAUUCAGUAUUUAAUAUAACACAAUCAAUUCCACCUCAACAUUUUCUUCCAAGUAAUUUUGUAUCAAAAAUGAGUAAUUUAUCUACUUCAUCUAAGCCAACUAUGGUUGCUGAAAAAAAACAAUUAGUUAAUCCAUUUUUAAGUAAAGUGAAUCCUCCAGCUGGCUUGACAAAUUCAAAAAAAGAAAAAAAGAUAAAAUAUUCUUAUCAAGAAUUAUUUAAAAUACAAGCUAUAGUUUCUGUAAAUACAAGUGAGAAAAAGAAUAAUGAAUUAAAAACUAAGUAUUAUGAUCAAAUUUUUGAUGGCUCUCAGAGUAAAUUUGAUUUUGAGACAUUUUAUAAUGAAUGCAUUAAAGGAAAAGUCGAAUAUAUCUCAAUAAAUGAAGAUUCUAGUUUGUAUUUUCAAGGCGAUAGCAAUAACAAUAAUUAUGUUUCAGAUAAUACUACUUCAAAAAAUGAGAUGGGCGGUAAUUCUUUUAAUAGGAACACCAGUAGUCAAAUAAAAAACCCAAGUCCGAUAGAUCAGCCCCAAUAUUCGAGACCGGGACAGUUUAACAAAGACUUAGAUUUAGAACCUGACAAAUUUCAAAAUACUGAAAAUAUUCAAUGCUCAAAUUUCUCUGUUCAUCCAAAUAUAGUAGAGAAUCCUAGUAACAUUUUGUCUCCUAAUAAGACAGAAGGUGAAGUACCAUCAACUUACACCAUGCAAGAAAAAACUGAAAUAUUAUGUUAUGAGGAUAAUCAUAUUAACAACAACCAAAGUGUGAAUAAUACUACCUCUGUAAGACUCGAUUUUGAAAAAGCUCCUGAACGAGAUUCUUCGUCAAAAAAAGAUAUUUCAUUUGAACCUUUAUGUAGCGUUAAUAAAACAACUCAUCAAGUUUAUUCUGAAAAAAGUCUAAACCCUGGAUACCAGAGUAACAUUCAAGGUAAUUUGUCUAACAAGAACAGUGUAGCUCAAGAGAUGCCACAAACAGAAUUAGAUGAUAGAUCAAAUGAUAAAAUUAACAAAGAAAAAAAAUAUAUCGUAGGUAUAAAGCCCAAACAGCAAAAACCUUUAAUUUCCUAUGCAGAUAUUUAUAAAAAUGAUCAAAUGACAAACUUUAAUUCAAAAUUGGUGAAAGAAGGAGGUACAAGUGAUUCAAAACCAAUUGAUAAUGAACAACUAGAACUCGUUGAAGAAAAAACAGGUAAAAAUGUUGCAUACGAUGAACAAAAUUAUUUUGAACAUGGAACUAGUAAUUAUACUGUUAUAAAUAGUACAGGAAAAAAUGAGGUAGAAGCAAAUUCAAUCAUCGAAGACUUAAAUUCUCAAAAUAUAACAAGUGAUGAAAAAAAAAAACAAACUGAGAAGAGAAUAGAGGGAGAAGUUAUCAGCUCUUAUCAAAAUUUAAAUUGUCAAAAAAAUGAAAUAAAACCAAGAUUCGAAGUUUAUGUCCCCAGAAAAGAUUUUGGGAACUCAUUUGACUUAACUUCUGAAACAGGAAGACUACAGUUUAAAGAAUAUAUUAGAGCAAAAAAAGCCAAAAAUAUGAAAGAAAAUCCUGUAUUUGCUCCGUCAAUUAAACAUGUAAAACAAACUCAAGAUAAACAAAAAUUAUUUGAAAAUGGGAAUUCAGAAAUUCCGUUUUUAAAUUAUCCAUUAUACAUUUCAACCAAACAAGAAUUUAGUGAGCCAGCUGAAAAACCACCAAAAAAAGUAUUUAUCAAAAAUGUUGGCUGGGUAUCUAAAUCAAAAGCUAAUGAGCUACUACAGAAUGAUAAUGAAACGAUAUAA